AUGGCAAAUCUUGGUGAAAAUUCCUUAUUAACAGGACUGCUAAGUCCUACAUCUCAAAGAAAUCAAAAAGCUGAUUCAAAGAGAAAAAGAAUUCGCCGGUGUAGAAGUGCUCCAUUGGCUGAAUUAGUUCCUCGUGAACUGGAUGGCAAAAAUGAGGCUACGACGCUUCCUCGUUCUGAAUUCUUUUUGGACAAGCUACAUCCCAGUUUCAAAAGAGUAGCCAUUUUCUUAACAUUCUACUUGGUUGUUGGUACUAUUUGCUUUUCCUUUGUUAUGAAGCAGAUCAAAGGAGAGAAAGUAAAUGUAAUCCUUGAUGCUGUUUACUUUUGCAUUGUCACAAUGACUACUGUUGGAUAUGGAGACCUUGUGCCCAACAGUGUCGCCUCAAAACUGCUAGCCUGUGCUUAUGUGUUCUCAGGGAUGGCUGUAGUUGGUCUAAUGCUUAGCAAAGGCGCAGACUACAUAGCAGAGAAGCAGGAAAUGCUUCUUAUCUAG
This is a messenger RNA of Fraxinus pennsylvanica, 495 nucleotides long. The record is from the annotation of a GenBank genome assembly. Lineage: Eukaryota; Viridiplantae; Streptophyta; Magnoliopsida; Lamiales; Oleaceae.